UAGAAAGAGUUGGAAGCUGGCAAAAUUGUCACGAAAGGAGAGACUGGAAGGGCUGACUCAUUAGAGGGAGAGCAAGUGGGAGUACGGAGUAAGAUGUAUAUAAACUUAUAUGUGACAGUUUGUCCUGAUUUGUAAACGUUCACUUGAAGCUCAAGAAAAGUUAAUAAAAAAAAAAAAAAAAAGCAAAACAAAACCAAAAAAAUCACUUGAAGGUUUAAUUUUUGUUAUACAUAUGUAGUUUGUGAAUUUUAAAUAAUAAAUCUUUAGUUUGUAUUUUUGUGUUAGAUGCUAUGAAUGAAGAUGGAAACAGUUGACGGAAACAAAAAAUAAAAACUUAAUACUCAUAAUUGACAACAUUAAGUAUUUAUAAAAGAAAGUUAAGUUCUAUGUCUGUGUUGAAUAAAGUAAAAAUUAUAGAUGGGAAAACUGAAGUUGGGGACAGAGGAGAUCCUGAGAGUAAAAUCUCUGUGAAAUAGUCAAGAUUCCUGGGAGAACUUCAGGUUUAACAAAAGCUAUGAGAUUGAGGGUGCUGCAGCCUAAAUCUCUUAAAGGAUAAAGGGAACCAGGUAAUAUACGGCUUACAGGUGUAAUGAAUAGAAAAUUGCACUGGAGGUCUACUAAGACAGGAUGAGAAGGUGGAGUUGAAAGGCCCAGAGAAAGAUAGAUCUAGAAGGCCCAAAAGGGUGGACGGAUAUGCUGGGCUGGAUGGUGAUGGGAGAGACUCUGGGUCAGCCUCCUCUUGCUAUCCCCAUCCCCACCCUCAGGAGCCCUUUGUGAUGAGGCCACAGCUCUCUGAUGCAGGCCAGGAUUUAUAAGCCAGAGUGUGCUCAAGGUGCUCAGUUGCCUAAGAGCAACAGUGCCUUUCAGAUAAUGGAGAAUUACCUCUGUCCUCUGAAAAGCUUUAGUGCUACAUGGUUGAGCUCCAGCUCCACUUCCUGGAUCCUUGAAGCCAUCGUGGGCUUCCUAUGUGGAGUGGGGCUCUUCCUCCUGUUACUCCCCUACCUCCAGAGCAAUCCACCUUUACCACCACCUGAGAAAAAUAUAAACAUCAAAAAGGCCGAAGACUGGAUUACUGCGAGUUUGGGAUCCCUGCGGGAGGACACAGCCCUCAAUAUUGGUUCAUCAGUUGCCUUCCGGGGCAGGUGUCUCUGGGCAAAGACCUCCCUUUGUGUCUGGGCCGAUCUGGCGAGCCGUGCUGAGCCCCUGAGAGCCUCUGAUCAGGGGCCAGAGCCAAGCUCUGGCCUCCGAAAGGCUUAUCUGACAGAGCACAGAGGCAUGUCCUCACAUGGAGACAAAGAGGAGGAGCAGGAAGAACAAAAGGAAGACGGAGAAAGCCUCCUGGGAAAGCGGCCCGACGAGGGCAGCUUUCAUCAGCGGAAACGUGGAGAACCUUUUGGUCCGGUGCGCAAAAGAGCGCUUGCUGAAGCCCGUCGUCGGCAGUGCGCAGAGCCCGCGGAAAGUGCUGCUUCCGUGGUGUCCCCCUGCUCUGCCAGGGCGCCUCCGACCCGGCCCCCUCGUCAUCUGGCCUCCGCCGCUUCAGCAAAACCUCCAGAAGAUCUAUGCGACUUGAAGACCGAGGACUCUUCUGGCUGGAUAACUGAAGACUGGACAACUGACGACUCUUCUGACAGGAAGACCGCCCCAGAGAGUUAUUCAGGUAACUCGUAUGUUUUGGCGUCUUCUGUCCCAGAAAUCACAGGCCUUGGUUGCUCAAGUCAACCCAUUUCGGCCCUCUUCUGGUGGUGGGCGGCUGCCAAGGCCUUUUGGAUUCCCACCUGGAAACACUGCGAAUCCCAGCAAGAGCAUACUUCUGAACACCCAUCAAAGCCCGCUUCCUGGGGAGGUCGCACAGACGGGAGCACAGAAGCUGGGAGUCCUUCUGUCCCUAACCCUGAUGUCCACAAGCUCUUGGAAAUAGAAAUCGCAAAGAGAGUGGAAUUGGAGCUUUCGAAAGAAAAAGAAAAGGAUGGAUCGUUUAACAAACAUGUGAGCCCAGACUAUCACCUGAAUUCUUGGGGGACUUUAAAAUCACUCAGUCAUGAGCAGACCACCACAGUCCCCUGGCCAUACUGGAGCAAACCAGAGCAGCUGUCCAGUCCUCAGGAGCUCAUAUAUCCCAAGGCCUCGGGGGACCAUUUCCAUCAGAAAUGUAACCAGCUCUUCUGGGGCCUCCCCUCUCUGCACAGUGAAUCCCUGCUGCCUACUGCCUGGGUCUCUGGGAGCUCUUCCCCACUACAGUCUCCCCCUGUUUUAUUCAACAGAAUUUCUAGUGCCUGCCCAGUUCAAGUAUCCUCAGUGUGCUCCCAGCCCCAGCCCUUGCCCCACCCUAAGGACCAACCCCAGGCCCCACCUCUGGCCCCAGUCCUCACCCAGACCCCUCUCCUAUCCUCUUUCCAAAUCCCACCACCAGCUUCUACAGACCAGGUUAGGGCCUAUGAAGUAUCUUGCCCUAGUUCCCAAACUGAAACACAAUCUCUCACCUCGACUGAAAUUCAACACCUAGAAUCACCCUUGUCGCAGAAGCAACUGAAAAGUGGGAGGGCUUUACCCUCUGUGGCGAAAGGGUCUCAGAGAGCAUUCAGUCCUUUCAGUCCCAGCCUUCCCCAGGACGGCAGGGCCUCUGAGGCCUACAAGUCAGACUCCAUCAUUCCUGGGGAUGUUCGUAGCAGAACUGAGCUCCAGAAACAAACGGAACAAUACAUUCAAAAGAGGCUCACCCAACACAAGCAGAGUCUGCCCAGCAGGAUCCAAGUGUCUCUGGAACGGGCAAAACCUUGGGGAGAAUUACCAAGGACAGCUAAGAAACAGCUGGAAAAGACCCUGGAAGUCCCUGGGUGCAGAGAGUUGGGGCAGAUUAUGGAGGGUCAGAGUCCCUUACGUGUAAGCCAUUCCUGGCUUGCUGCCAACCAUACUUUGCCCAAGUCUGAUACUCAACAGGCACACCACGAGAGCACCACCCAAGAGUUUUCAUUCCUCACUCCGAGCACAUGGAAGGCCCCGGAGGCACAUAUUAAAAGAUUUGUGAGGCACAAGUGGGACCUAUCUGUUCAGGCGGGUGAGCCGAUGAAUCUCAAUUUGAGUGAGACUCAGUCAUCACCACCUUCCAUGUAUGGAUUUCACUCCUCACCUUCUCAUGAAUCUUGGACCUGCUCAAGAGCUAAGACUGCCAGUAUCCAGAGAGAAAACGCACAGGCAGGCAGGGGAGAGAAGGCUACACCCAAAAUGGCCAAAAAGACCAGGGAGGCAGCAGUGGCCAAAGGGUCCUAUGCACCACAGCUGCAAGAUAGAGGCAUCUCGGAAACUAGUGUGCUGGCAAAAUCCCAAACCAUAAAUGUGGAUUUGGGCGGCUUAGAGGCUCCAGGGACUAGUAAAAGCCCCUCGCCUCCUAGAAUGUCUGUUCAGGAUCCAGUACUUAGUGAAGAGAUCAAAAGGGAAUUGGAGACAGCAAACCAGCCUCAAGGCUGUCCCGCUGGCGUGCUCCUUCGGGACCAUGCCACCAAAAUGAUUCUUCAACACUGUGCCACUGAUGUGCUUCUUGUCUCGGAUAUCGUGGCUUCUCAGUCCUCUCACUCCCAUCUGAAGCGUGUGUCCAGUAGGGACAUGCCAGCAUCAAAAGUGCUAAAUGAGUUUAUGGCAGCCGGAGGGAGCAGCCUGGGGCAGCAGGAUCCCAAGACCCCAAAACUUCAAGAUCCAUGGAGGAGUCAGAGCAAGAUUUCUGCCCCCAGCGAUGAGACAACGGAUGUGAGGAGGCGGAAAACAGAAGUGUGUGAAGAAGGGUUGGCAAGAUCAAGGGCCUCCCCAGCGAGUGGGAUGAGCCAGCCUGGCCAGGAUAAGCGGUCGGUAGAGUCCCUUGGCAUCACAUCCCCCCAGCUCUCAGCAGAGAAGGGACAUGCCCCUCCAGAAGGCCACUUCAAAAAAAGGAUGAGUAGCUUCAUUCAAAGCAUUGGCCCUAAUACGAAGGGCAAAGGGUGGGGUGAUCCCCUGCAAAAAGGAAAGCCAGCUUCAGCCUCUGCCCAGAGCCACGGACCAGUCAAAAGCAGAUCAGUUUUUAUGGACAGGGGAGCCACAGAGGCUCAGACACUUAUGACAGCUGUUGGCCAGAUCUUAACAGAGAAAUUAAGGCUUCAGCAAGAACUAUAUGCCUCAAAGUUAAAUCAGCCAACAGAGGCAAUCCAGGAAAGUCAGGACUCGGUUGGUGGGCAUGCAUCCUACCACAAGGCUCCCUCUUUCCCAGAGCACAGGAGAGAACUGAGUGGUACGGGCUGCCAUCACCAAGCCAUCCCUGAGGGCCAGAGUCCUAUCGGGAACAAAGGGACCCAUGACGGACGCACAAAUCCCUACACGAUGGUGAAAUUCAAAAUCGGUGUUCGGCCACUGCCUUCUCAGGGGAAUGUAUCCCCAAUCAGUCCUUGCCAGUAUAUGUCAAGGCUUGAGGCCCAACUAGAGGGGCAUCAUUCCCAAGGUGGAGAUUUCCGCUCCAGGAGGUGCCACGAUAUAGAUGAUGAUGGAGGGCCUCCUGCGGUUCCACAACACCAAGUCCUGUCCUCCACAUCUCGGUCAGGACACCAGGGCCCCAGAGCCCAGCUGCUGGUACCAUCAAGUUCUCCCUACAGCCAGGUGCUGCCCCUGGGCCCUGAUUCCGAAGCAGCCUCCAGAGUGGGUGCAACAGUGAGGGCAGAGCCUGCAUCUGCAGGAGGGCCCGGGGGCCUCUGA
Molecule: messenger RNA, 4713 nt
Organism: Loxodonta africana (African savanna elephant)
Lineage: Eukaryota; Metazoa; Chordata; Mammalia; Proboscidea; Elephantidae
Product: spermatogenesis-associated protein 31A6-like
Exons: 7
Coding region: 796-4713 (1305 amino acids)
Source: RefSeq, a predicted model, not a curated record